UCGAUCGCGUGCCGAGAACCACCGACCGACACGCGGAUGGUACCGCCGCCGACGACAACCCUGCCACCGUCACUGCCAUGACGAGAGGAUGCAGGAUUCCACCCUACCUCGCCACUCUACUCAUCCUCUCUUACACGCUCUUCGGCAUAGCAGACGCCUGUUCGUCGCGGUCGACGCCGAAGCCACGACCGCCGACGCCGACGCCUCGACCGAACAUCACAUUCCACAUGUACACGUGUCCACCGGAUUAUGCGGAAUGGUACUGCCUGAACGGUGCCACAUGUUUCACUGUCAAAAUCGUCGAUUCCCUCCUGUACAAUUGCUUAUGCGCGAACGGCUACAUCGGGCAGAGAUGCGAGUUUAAGGAUUUAGAUGGUUCCUAUUUGCCUUCCCGGCAGCGUGUAAUGUUGGAGACGGCCAGCAUCGCUGGCGGUGCCACGAUAGCAGUAUUCCUCGUCGUUAUCAUUUGCAUAGCGGCUUACAUCCACUGUAAGCGAAAGCAAAAGGAAUUGCGGUCGAGCAAUUGCGUCGACACGGUGGAUGGUCCUGGCCGAGAUCCGGAGCUGAGGCCGUUUAGCAACCGCAGCCGCUCCCUCAUGAUCUUCAUGACGAAGAAUCCUAAUAGCCUGGCGGCGAUAGAGCAAACGAGAAUGCCCGGAUGGAGCAGCCCGGACGCCGCGGAGUCGAUGAGAAUGGCGUCGAUCAGCGAGGGCAAGCGUUCGACGCAGUAGGGAAACGCCGAUCCGGUGCCUGAGCCUCGACGACACGGAGCCGGGGUUCGUCUUCGGGCGUGCGAGCGGUCGUCAACGGUGUCGAGGCGAGAAAAACGGGAGCCGAGUACCUCGCCCGUUCUCCAAGCUUUCUGUCUCCGUCCAUGGGCCACGGUUUCGCCGCGGAAAGCGCGAAAGUUCCCCCCUCGACUCCUCGAGCGAACGAACGAACAAUUCGCCACGAUAACGCUCUUUCACGACGACUGGCCCGUCACGAGGAUCGACCUAGCAUCCGAGGAUCCCUGAAGAGAGAGAGAGAGGAAGAGAGGAAGAGAGGGAGAGAGAUCGCCUCGAAGACGCCAGGACCACGGACCAGCUGGCGGAGAAAGAAAGAAAGAAGACUCGAAGAGGAAUCCAGACGCGAGGAAAAUCCGGCCGCGGAAAUCACGUAGG
This is a messenger RNA of Nomia melanderi (Alkali bee), 1163 nucleotides long. The record is from RefSeq and is a predicted model, not a curated record. Lineage: Eukaryota; Metazoa; Arthropoda; Insecta; Hymenoptera; Halictidae.